Syngnathoides biaculeatus (alligator pipefish) is the source of this 1424-nucleotide messenger RNA. RefSeq names its product mitochondrial amidoxime reducing component 1 (gene marc1). Gene Ontology annotation, molecular function: molybdenum ion binding; molybdopterin cofactor binding; pyridoxal phosphate binding. The transcript has 7 exons. Gene Ontology annotation, biological process: nitrate metabolic process. The coding region runs from base 110 to 1111 and encodes 333 amino acids. The record is from RefSeq and is a predicted model, not a curated record. Gene Ontology annotation, cellular component: mitochondrial inner membrane. NCBI's taxonomy places the organism in Eukaryota, Metazoa, Chordata, Actinopteri, Syngnathiformes, Syngnathidae.
GCGUUUGUAUCCGUGAACGCAGCACACGUCCCAACUGUGAGCGUGCAAGAGGGAUAAAACCGAGGGUUCGUGAACGUAACACCUGCGGGAGGCAGUCCGAACUUCCAAGAUGGAGGCGAAGGGGGCCGUGAAGGCAGCGCUGUCCCACGACAAGUUCAAACUUGUGCUGGUCGGCGGGGCGGCCGCCGCGGCCGCCGCGGCGGUGGCUCUCGGCGUCGGAUUCAAAUACUGGCGGAGGCCGGAGACGCGCGAGCGCGUGGGGGUCGUGUCGCGGCUCCUCGUCCACCCGCUCAAGUCCGGCAAGGCGGCGUCGGUGCCGCUCGCCGAGUGCCUCAGGAAGGGCCUCAAGUGCGGAGAGAUGCGGGACCGGCACUGGUUGGUGGUGACGGAGGACGGCAACAUGGUGACGGGUCGGCAGGAGCCCCGUCUGGUCCUGGCGUCUCUGACCUGCGAGGGGGGUCAAGCGCGCCUGAGCGGGCCCGGCGUGUCCGAUCUGCGUUUCCCCAUCCGGCAGCCCGGCAACGCCGUCGUGGACUGCAGGGUGUUCGGCGCCGCCAUUCGGGGGCGGGACUGCGGCGACGAAGCGUCCCGUUGGUUGGUCGGCUAUCUGAAGGCGGAGCGGACCCUUCGCCUGGUGCACUUUGAACCCCAGAUGAGUGCCAGGAGGCUGGCGGACGAAGUGCCGCUCUUCUCUCCAAACGAGGAGGUGGUGUACCCCGACUGCGCUCCGGUCAUGCUGCUGUCCGAGGCGUCCGUCAAGGACCUGAGCGGCAAGCUGGACGAGGACCUGACCGUGGAGCGGUUCCGGCCCAACGUCGUCAUCGGCGACUGCGAGGCGUACGCCGAAGAUUCGUGGGAAGAGAUCCAGAUUGGCAGCGUGCGUCUGCGGCGGGUGAUGUCAUGCGGGAGGUGCGUUUUCACCACAGUGGACCCCGAAACCGGAGUCAUCAGCAGAAAAGAGCCCCUCGAAACACUGAAGAGCUACCGGCUGUGCAAACCCGACGAGAAGCACAUCUACAAGUCGGCGCCGCUGUUUGGACAGCUGCUCAGCGUGGAAAAGACGGGCGUCAUGCGGGUGGGCGACGACGUCUUCAAGAUCGGACGGCGGUGAAGAAGACGUGCGAUCGAGCGCGGGGAAAAGGAGGAAAAAAAAAAAAAAAAAAAACAACACUUAAGUACCGUAAUCGCAAGUAAAUAGAGAAAUGAUUGCGACCACUUCAUGAAAUAUGGAUAUUCAAGUUAGGGUACAAUAUUUUUAAAUCUAGACGAAAAUAAACACAUUUGCAACAUUUGGUCAGUCUUUUUUUUUUGUGUGUGUGUUGACAACGUCUUUAAUCUUCAACAAAGUUUAAAAAGAGAUUAUGUAUUUUUGUGACUUUUAGACUCAUUUGUAUAUUUGAUUUUUUUUUUUUUUUUUGACCAUU